UCAGUGGGAGAAGGCGGUGUGAUAAAGGGCUGGGAAGAGCGGACGUUGAAUAUGAGUAAAGCGGUGAAGUAUAACAAGGAGCUGGGCACCUUCACUGUGGAGAAGGCCGGCGUCUACUUCCUGUUCUGCCAGGUGUUGUUCAAUGAGCAGCAGACUCCGUAUGUGAAGCUGGAUGUGGUGACCACCGGCCAGAAGCCUCAGAAGCUGCAGUGCAUAGAGGGCUACGCGACGACCCCCUCCGCCGGGCCGCACUUUUUCCACUUCGUGAAGUCGUGCCAGGUGUCCGGCCUCCUGCGACUGGAUCGAGGCACGGAGCUGCAGGCCAUCACGGGCUCGUCCUUCCGGCUCCACACCGUGGGCAGUCCCUCCGCCUCGCCUCACGUCUUCAGCAUCUUUAAAGUCAACUGAAGCUCAGUGCUUAGUCUGAUCUGGGUUGGAAACUCAUCUCAGUACAACAGAACUUGUUUUUGUAUGAAUGAGAUUUUUAUUUUUUUUCUUCCGAAUGGUCAGAAGCAGCUGAGGGCAUCACAUCCUGCUACAGCCGCUCCUCAAAGACGCUAAUUUGAAAGACAAGCCUGACAUUUGCGGACGAUGUUGUGGAAAUUUUCUCUGGACAGUGGAACGCCAAACACCGACUUUGGAUUAAAACCAAAACCCAAAGUGGACACAAGGUCUCAAUGAAUGUCUGCCGCGAGAACUCGUACAUAAAGGGCCUCACAUAAAAAAAAAAGAUGUUCAUCUUAGCCUCCGUAUCAUGUAACUAAUAGUGCUUACACUGUCUUUAUAAGACUGACAGUAAAGCUGUGCAUGCACCUUUCACUUUUAUAUCACCGGUUGCCUCAAGAAGCUGAGAGCACAUCUGCAAGCAUCAGAUCUCGACGCUAUAAAAGCCAAAUGAGUUGUCAUUCAUAUUUUAUACAAUACAGUGUGUGUUUGUGUGUGUGAGAGAGUGUGUGUGUGAAAUCUAAUGAAUCAAACAGUUCUUGUUUUUACUGAUUUAUGCUCAUUACAGUUCAAUGUGCGGUUUGAGUGUGAUAUUGCCUCUUUACCUACUUUGUAUAUAUGUCACACACAUGCUACAUGUGUGCGUUUCGACUUGGCAAAGAAAGUGGAACAUUUUAAAUAACAUGGAUGUGAAUUUGUGCUCUUUUCUAAGGUCAAAUUUGAUUGUAAGGUAUUUUUAUAUGUUGUGUACUUGGCUUUACUUUUGAGAAGUAUGCACAAGUUCUAGAAGUGUACAGCUUUGAAUAUAUAUCUUUCUUUUCUGACUUAAUUAUGUAAUUGGUAACAAAACGUCAUUUCCUGCCUAUAGGUGCAUCAUCUGAUUAUGUUUUUUUUUUAUCAUACCGUUAAAGACACUGAGAGGAAAUCUUUAAAUGAUAUUGUAGAGGCCCUGAUACAUUCAAGAGUAAGUGACAAUUAACUUAAGAGAUUUUCAUUAAAGAAGGAGCAUCGUUAAGACUUAUUAUAUUAUAUAUUAUCUGUAAAGUUCUUUAAAGUCAAGGUGUCGCAAAACAAGUCAAAGUAGUUAUGUAUUAAAACAAAUUUACACGAUUCACGUUCAAAUUACGAUGGAGAGUAAAAUAUCUCGACGUCGGAGAGCUGACGUUCUCGUUGGAUUCUAAACAUCGCCAUUUUAGCAUCAGUCACUCAGCUGACAUUAGCAUUCAAUAAGCAAACGUUAGCAGGUGGUGAAUAUUGUUAACACUAACUUUCUGCUUGCUAGCAUGCUAACAUGAGCAUUUAGCACAUUAGCCUCAGAGUUAGCUCGGACUUACCGACUCGGAAGUUGCAAGCGGAACGUCCCCUCAUGUCACGAUUUCGUCCCAGAAGGUCGGAGGAACCUCACACCCCCGACUUCGAAAUCCAAGAUGGCCCCUCGGUAUAUCAACAGUAGUGAAAGCUGUGGUUCUUACUGUUUAUUAACACUUCUGUCAUUAAAUGUGUCCAGUUACUCUCGGUGGACGUUUUUCUUCGGUGUCGAUGCUGGAAAUACCACGUAAUGCCUUAUUAUGAACUGGUUUUGCUAACAAUGGCUAGCUGGCUAACAUAAACAUCGUUCUUGUACAACUGAAACUCUGUUUUUGCCCAAUUGUGCCUUAACUUGAUUUUUUUUUUUUUAAAGCCAAAGAAUAAGUCCAAAUGAGACAAACGUUUCAAAUCCAAACAAGCUUUCAUUGUUAAACUGUCCCCGUCUUGUCGUGUUUGUGGUGAGAUUGUUUCUCAGACUUCUUUAUUUCUAAAUGUCUCUGUGACAUGGAACUCCUUCCAUUCUGCCUCAUCCUGUAAUAUUUCCUGCUACAAUAGCAACAGCGUGUAUUUCCAGCCGUGGGUUUCACUCCCACUCUUGUUUAUAAGUAGUUUUUGUGGACAGGCCGCAUUGGUUUCUCCAGAGCACUUCACCGCCGAGAGCGCAGACUUUUUAAUUGGUGCCAAACGUUCAUGUUUUCAAAUGGAAAAAGUGUCGACAUUAGACAUAUAUCCUGUUUGAUUUCCUCAUCGUUUUCCUCUUCCCUUUUGUGUCUCCCCCGCACCACUUGUACGACCACAUGCACCUCAUAUUUCCCUGUCAGCACCGAUCAGACUGCACACAGACACACACACACACUGAAUCCCGAGUGUCCUCUGCACAUGCACACACACGCACACACACACACACACAGACAGACACACACCAGCAGCCAUCUAAAUUUUCACUUCCUGAAUCUGAACCUGAACCACAUUGCUCAAAGUCUUUGAGGAAAAACAUGCCUCGUCCCUCCCCCAUCACCCUCACACACUUCCCUGCCCCGAUUACUC
Messenger RNA from Paralichthys olivaceus (Japanese flounder), 2799 nucleotides. The record is from RefSeq and is a predicted model, not a curated record. NCBI's taxonomy places the organism in Eukaryota, Metazoa, Chordata, Actinopteri, Pleuronectiformes, Paralichthyidae.